AUGCCAAAAGAGCAGCUUGGCUUGAGCCUGCUCUGUGUGGCCCAGCAGCUCAUGAUCAGCUCAGAGCUGAGGUGGUUGCCAUCAGUUCCCCCGAAAAAGAGCUUGUUCCAGGUUUCUCCACCAGAGCUGGUAUUUGAGAACUUCAUCACUCAUGAGGCCUCUGAUAUAAUAUUGUCUCUCAUAAAUAAGGACAAGUUUAAUCGGCUGGUGAAGGUCUCCAUGGAGAGAUCACCUCAUUUUGAGCUGAUGUGCCCCAAUGAUGUGUUCCACAUCGUGCCACCAGGCACAUCUUCCCAUUUGCGCAUCCGCUUCACCCCCGACGAGAAGAAGAAUUAUUGCCACGAGCUCGUCUGCCUCACUGCAAGGGAACGGAUAGUUGUGCCAAUUCGGGCCAUUGGUGCCCGAGACAUCCUGGACUUCCCUGACCAGCUGGACUUCUCGGAGUGCCCGGUCAAGUACAGCACCCGGAAGACUCUGCUGGUUCGAAACCUUGGCAGCCGGGCAACUCAUUACCAGCUGAGCACCCAGAGUCCUUUCUCCGUGGUUCCAGCCAGGGGAACUCUGGGCGCCGGUGACACCAUGCAGGUGACAGUGGAAUUUCACCCCAUGACUACUGGUGACCAUUCCGGGUUCCUGGAAGUGUGCUGCAACACAGGUGAUAAAAGCAUCCGCACAAACUUUCAAGGAGAAGCUGUAGAUGUCAACGUUGGGUUGAGCACAUAUUACAUGGAGUUUGAGAAGACUUUUAUGAACACGUCAAACUGUAGAACCAUGAUCAUUGAAAACAGGAGUAACGUCACAGCCCACUUCCAGUGGAAGACUUUUCUUACUGAGGAAGAAGAGAAUGAAGAGAAGAAGAGUUCCUUCAAAAGCUCCCUGCCCAUCCAGCUGGUUGUCUUCCCUGUCAGCUCGUUUUUCAGCACGCAGUGCUAUUUGCUAUGGCCACGGAAUGAGGUGUGGCUGGAAAACUUCUUGGAGGAAGAAAAAAUAGGGCUGAGGAAGGGCUAUUGUGAUCGUGCUGCCCUCCUGAGCCAGGAGAAGAUGCAAAAAGUGCAAGAAGACCCCAUGCUCUUCUCUGAUGACAUUUUUUCCAUUGAGCCAUUGGAGGGAGAGAUCAAGCCAAAAUGUUCGGCCGAAAUCAAGGUGACCUUUAAACCCCUAGAAGCACUAGGGUAUCUAAGUGUGGCUUACUGCAGCAUCUCAGGCCAUGAGAGCAGGCUGCCCCUGCGCCUCAGAGGGGAAGGCCAAGGACCCUUGGUUGAACUCGGCUGUCGUUCACUGAACCUUGGGAACAUUUUAGUCAACACCCCCCACGUCUAUGAGGUGGAACUGAUUAACCAAGGAGCUAUUGAUGCUCCCUUCACCUAUAUCCAGACAACCGCAAACGUGGGCUACUGCUUCAAGUUUGCACCUGAGGAGGGCAUCAUUGCACCAGGUCGGAUCCAGACCAUCCAGAUCUCCUUCAAUGCCACCAUAGCAGGGAGGUUUGAGGAAGAAUUCCAGUUCACUGUGGCUGGAUCGCCUACGUCUGCAAUCCUGACGAUCAAGGGAUGUGUCUGUGAACCAACUUUACACUUCAACGUUGAAAAGCUCGACUUCGGUGACAUUUCCUUUGGUUUUGCCUACACCAAGACCUGUUGCCUCAUUAACCCCUCCCUAGUGCCCCUGAGGUUCAAGCUCCGCAUGUCUGACGACGGCAUGCAGCCUCCUGUUAGAAGCUUUGAUCAAAUACGCAACGACAGCGACCCAUCCUGGACAGAAGGAAUUCAUUUUUAUGUGGAGCCAAGGGAGUUUACAAUGAAUCCCAAACAAGGGACCAUCCCUCCCCAGGGACACCAGGAUAUCGAGGUGACCCUGUGUUCCAACACCGUGAUGGACUUCUGCCGGAGAAUGCUGGUGGACCUGGAGGAUUUUGGCACUGAAGUGGCAUCACUGACCAUCCUGGCCAGGUACCAGCACUUCCCUGGCCUCCCCCAGCACACUGCCUUGACCAGGGCUUGCUGGCUCAGCUCCCAUGGAGAAGUGUUGUUUAAUGGCCUCAUGUUCUGCCCAGCUGCAUGUGAGAACAGCAGUGCUUGGAAAGCAGCCUGUGGUGAAAAGCACCGCUGCUCACAGCCCAGCACGGUCCUGGGCCUUUUUCUAAAGGGACCAGGAAUGAUAUGCAGAGCCAUCCAGCAAUUGAUCACUGUAGGGCUGUUAAAUGUCUGUUUGACAGUGACAAAUGUAUUAUGCUCCAUUUCACAAUCUUCGGGGGUAAACGUUCUCCGUUCCCUCAGUAUCUCUGAUUCUCUUGGGGUCAUCUCUUUGCCCAGAUGCAUUGUUCCUGACCUGGAAGUUAACUAUGACUUGCCGCUGUACUCUCAGUGCCACCUGAAGAUGCCACACAAGACCAAGUUACCUGUUAGGAAUUUCAGCGAAGUUCCUGGCUGCUACGCACUUAUUCCUCAGGUGUGGCAUCGUAUCCACCUCCUCCUUAAACGCAUGGAGGACACUCCUGUGUUCUACUCCAGCCCCCAGCCCUGUGGGAUUGUCCAGCCUCACAGCACUGCAGAGAUUCCAGUCGUAAUCGAAGUCCAAAAAUUGGGCGAGCAUCGCACCCGUAUUGUUAUCGGCGUGUUCGGGGAUGAGAGAAACCCACGGAGUGUAGUAUUACAGAGCACUGGACGGCUGGCAGACAUCUACCAACUUCCAGAAGUGAUAGACUUUGGCAAGAUCCCAGUACUACAGUCUUAUUCAAAAUGUUUUACCCUCUACAAUGAAGGUUUAUCCCCUGUAGACUUCAGGAUACAGGCAGCUUGCAAACCCCACUGGUAUGUUUUUGAACCCAGAGAAGGAGUGAUCCCUGCUAGGGGCAAGAUUCCUGUGACUAUCACAGCCACCAUGGAUGACACUGGGCAUUUUGGUGACAAUAUCCAAGUGUUCAUUGGGAACAGUCUUUGGAUCACCUUCCCGGUCCUGGCUGAAGGCAUUGGCACCACAGUUUUCAUAGACAAACCAUUCGUCCCAGAGCUCAACUUGGGAUACCAAUUCAGCCCACCUGAGGAGGAGAGCCAGAGCGUCUCAGCCAUCAGUAGCCUCAAGACCAAAGAUGAUUGCCAGAGCCCCAAACGUAUCAGCCUCGUGUUUAAGCUGGACCCACCAACGAUGGAGCUGCAGCCAGGCGAGUCUGUGGAUGUGGUGCUGCGAGGCGUCUCCCAGACUGCACAGGUGGUGCAGGAUCAUCUGAUUUGUGAAAUUCUCAUUGAGAAAGGCCGCAGGGGAAAGAAGAUGAUAGAAGCAACCAUUACCUGCGAGUUUAUUGAUCCCCUUAUGGAAUUAUCAGCCAGACAAUUCUCUUUCAGAGUGGAGAAGAAACCCAGUGAUGUCUUGGCACUGCAGUACCAGCCUUUGUCUUUAAAAAACGUCUGCUUGCUGCCAUUCAGCAUUGUGCUGGACUUGGAGCAGCCAUUUCUGGUCUGCGAUGUGGACCAGCAGCCCCUCCCAGAUGGCCAGCCUGUGACACUGGAUGUAGGGCAGACCUGUCAUCUCUACAUCGCUUUUGACCCAGCUUAUAAACUGAAUUUUCAUAGCUGGGAAGAAAAGAAGGUUCUGAAGAUAAGCAUGGCCAACGGCCAUCCUUAUGUGGAGCAUAUCAGCCUUCAGGGAGAAGUCCACUUCCCCAAUCUCCAAAUUCAUCCCAGCAGCCUGGAGUUUGGCUGCAUCCUGGCUGGCACUGACAAAAUGCGUUCUCUGCAGAUGAUCAACUGCAGCCCACUGCCUGUCCAGUACUACUGGUCAUUCCAUUCGGACAGCCAUGUGAACAAGUUGAGGUAUGUGCACCUUUGCCCUCUCCUUGAAGCUCCUCUUCCUGGUGUCUUGUUUGUACUUUGGAAAGAACAAAGCUGUUUGCCUAGGCACAGCUGCUCUUCUGCAUCCAUUUCCACACUCAACAUCUCAAUCUCUCCUGUCCUCCAGGCUUUCACUAUCCUGCCGCAGUUGGGUGUGCUGCAGCCAGGAGAGAGGCGACAAAUCUCAUUCACCUUCUCUGGCCACCUCAACACCAUGGCCAGUGUUAGGGCACUGUGCCACGUGGAGGGAGGCCCCACCUACAACGUGGAGCUGACUGGGGAGGCCUCACGCAUCAGCUACUCCCUGAGCCAGCGGGAGAUCAACUGCGGCUUUCAGGUACCACACAUGUGCCCUGGCACAGCUCCCUGCCUUGGAACCACGGCCAGCGGGUUCCUGCCCACCUCAGUCCAGGGCUUUCUUCCCUUCCAGCCCCUUUGUUGGCUCUGGGGCUUGGAAGUACAACCUUUGAGGGACACAUCCGGCACCCAAGCUGGUUUAAUAUGGCCAUCUCCAAGCCUCUCUAAGAUAUGGAGCGUGUGUGCGGCCAGCCGCCCCGAGCGGCCGUGCCUGCCGCGGGCUGCCCACGACCCGCAGCCGGCAGCGGGCGCGGCUGGCCCGCGGGCAAACAGCCGAGCCCUAGGGUGCUGUGGCGAGCGGGACAGCGCCGACAGCAGGGGUUCCAUUGCACCUGGUGGGAAGCAAGUGCUGAAAUUCUCUUACAUGCCAGGAUUACCAGGAGCCUUCAGCAGGACUUUCCAUCUUAAAGUGGCAGAACUGGAGCCAGACAAUAUCUACCUGAAAGGAGAAGCCUUCUUUCCAAUGAUCAGUGUGAAUCUGCCCUGGAUCAGUGAGGGUGGGCACUGCCUGUCUCCCCCUAGGAAGGGCCCCUCUGGUUUUGUUCCCUAUUGGCACUUUCCUCACACUUCUCUUUGUGGACGUUUUCUUCCUUCAGGAAAUGAAAAAUAUGAGAAGCCACUGAAACAGCACAUAAAACCCCUGCAUCAAUACAGUCAGAGGAAUAAAUCAGUUGUUCAGAAGAAGACUCAGAGCCUGAAGACCUUGAAGUCUCAGACCCUGAAAACUCAGACCUCGAAGACUCAGAACCUGAAGCUCCGCGUGCCUAGCUCUGGCAUUGUACCAAACACUCAGCUGCAGAUAGAGACGGUGACGAAGUUGGUAAAGCAGCUUGCUCUGGAGCUGCAGAAAAAGCUUCUAUUAUAUCCCCCAAACAGCAGGGUCGUGGACAACGAGGUGUACCAGGAUCUUGUCAACACCACGCUGAGCUUUGGGCUGCUCAGCUCCCCAGAGCCAGGCUGUGGUUUAAGGACUGUCCUUACUCCUCCUUGCAGAGUGGAGGUGCCCGAGUAUGUCCUGGACAUGGGCAUUGUCCUUAAGGGUGACACUGAGACACGCUCUCUGGCAAUCACCAACCCUGGGCGGAUGCCGGUGUCCUUCCAGGUCGAUGUAUCUGCCCUGCAGGACACAGGUUUCAGAGUGAAUCUGGACCAGAUACAGAGCCUGCCUCACAGACACACCAUAAUGUUUGAAGUGUGCUUUGAAAGUACCUACCGGAUAGAGGGUGACGUGGAUGUGCUGCUGCCCAUAGAGGUACCACAGCUCUUGGGGCAGGCAGCAGGCUGGGCACAGCAGCAGAUGUCACCUGCACCCUCCACUGACUUCUCUGUCCUUCUGCAGGUGGCAAAAGGCCCCACAUAUAACAUCCGCCUCCGUGCCACUGUGUUGGAACUGUCUCUUGACUUCUCCAAGAACACAGUGCAGUUCUCUGAUAUCCUCGUUGGGCAGUGCCAGAUUGAGACAGUCCGGCUCUACAACUGGUUCCAAGUACCCUGCAAAUGGUUCAUUACUGCCAUCAAGCCUGUCAUGAAGGUAAAGCACAUGCGACAUUGAACUUCCAAUGUCUUGCAGCAGGCGCUGGAGCAUGAGCUCUGUCCCUUUGAAGUGACGCCCUCCAAAGGAAUCCUCGAUCCAGGAAGGUGGCAGAACUUGCAAAUCCAGUUUACACCCAAGGAGGAGAGGUCUUACAAGAAUGACCUGAAGCUUAACAUUUGUGGGAGCAGCCAUCACUUAAAGCUGUACCUCUCAGGAAAAGGUCUGGAGCCACGGUUGGAGUUCAACCCCCCAGCACUGAAGAUGGGAUGGGUGCUGGUGGACAGCAAUGGGGUGGACACCACAGUGGUGGUGAAGAACCCAUGCAACUUCCCUGUUGAGUUUUACUCACUGGAUUUUGAUGAGCAGUACCUUGAGGAGGAGAAGAUCCUGCGGAUGGCACUGGGGUCUGAGUACCAAAAGAACUUUCUGAUGCCUCCACGCGCCGGGAGUGGGACGCUGCCCCCAGAGGUGCUGGAGGACUAUGAAGCACAGAAGAGGCUGAAGGCUCAACAGGGAGAGCUCAAGGCCAUGGCUGAGGCCGAGGCCAUGGCAUAUCACGAGGCUGUCACAUCCUCUCCUGAGCCCAUGGUGGAAGUGACUGGGAAUUCUAUCUCUCGGGCUGUCACCCACCACCUGGACAUCAACCCAUCUUCAGAGAGGCGUGAAGCACAGCAGGACAGAGGGAUUGCUGUCAUUGUCCAUGGGCCACCCCGGGCAGGAAAGACAGAGGUAGUGGAGGCCCUGUGUCGCUACUAUGACGCUGCUCACUUGUCCAUUGACACCGUGGUGAAAGAGGCCAUUGCCGAUGAUCAGAGCCAAGCAGGGCGCUGUGCUCGGGAGCUUUGCACCAAGGCUGCCAUGGAGCUGAAAGACGAAGAGGAAGAUACAAAGUUUCAGCUCACUGCUCAGAGGGAAAAAAUCAACAAGAAGAAUGCCAAAGGCAAGAGUCCUUCAGCACAAAAGAGAAAGGAGCCAGCCAGCAAACUUGACAAAAAGGUAAACAUCAUCUGCCCUGGUUGGGCUUUCCACCGUGGUUUGUUUUCCCAACAACGGUCUGCAUUACAGUUCACAGUUUCCACUGCUCCUGCACCACAGCAACUGAACAUCAUCAGCAGUCAUGGGGAAGAGCUGAACUGCUUGAGCUGUGUGCUGCCUGAGGACCUGCUGGUGGACAUCCUCAGUGAGAGGCUGAAGCGUGAAGACUGCUACAAGGGAGUGGUCUUUGAUGGCUUGGAGAGCCUCUUUGCAAGCAGCCUGGAAUCUUCUCUGCUUUGUGUGUUCAAAGCUGUCAAGAAUCGUCAUCAUAUAUACAGGGUGAACCUGCAUCAGGAUUAUGCUUCUUGGAAAGCCACGGAGGAAGCUGAAAGAGAGAAGGAAGAACUGCAGAGGAAACAAGUUUUUCAGAGGAACAUAGAACAUAUCUUGAAAAUGGAUGAGCAUGAGUAUUAUGCCUUCCCUGAGGAGAAGAAAGCUCUAGUGGAUAAAGUAAUACAGGGAAGGAAGCAUCUACGGAGAGAGAGCUGCAGAAAGAAGGAGGAACCCGAAGCGCCAGAGAAUGGAGAACCCGAAGCCCCAGAGAAGGAGGAACCCGAAGCCCCAGAGAAGGGGGAACCCGAAGCCCCAGAGAAGGGGGAACCCGAAGCCCCAAAGAAGGGGGAACCCGAAGCCUCAAAGAAGGGGGAACCCGAAGCCUCAAAGAAGGGGGAACCCAAAACCCCAGAGAAAGGGGAAACCAAAGCCCCUGACAAAACCUCAGAGUACCCAGCUGAGAUGGAUAAGAACUUGAUUCAGAGGUUUCAGAUCUAUGAGUCAUCGCAGCAGGAUGUCACCCAGCUUUACACCUACUUUGACACUGUUCAGGGUACUGUGCAGUUACCUGUGGUCCAAGACGGAAACACGUCACAGCCUUCAGCUGAAAACAAAGGUCAGAAAACCAGUAAGCCUCAGGAGAAGGUAGAGAAGAAGCCUGAACAAAAAUCUGGAGGCCAAAGGAGUCUUCAUUCAUCUCAGCUGGAGACACAAAGCGAAGUUGCAGAAGAAGAAGUCAGAGACGAGUAUAUUUCUGGGGUGCAGUGCUUGGACAUCCAGGUCACAAAUCCGAAGGCCAUGAUUAGAGAGAUCCUGACAAAUGGGAGGCUGCCAACAAAAGAUGAGAUGCUGAGACAUCUGGGACUGCAUCCCGACAGGCCUCCCCUUCCCCCUGCUGCUGUCUUCUCUGUAGUCAACUACCCAGAGGAGCGGUUGGGCUCUGCAGAGCUUGUGAAGCCCUUCACCAUUGCUGCACCAGAAAGUGCUGCUAUGGAAGACGGUCUGGUGGGUGCUCCAGUGGUGCUGGCACUGAAGGUGCCAGGAAUCCAUCAUCCCCAGCUGCACAGCGACCCUGUGCCAGUGCACCCUCCUUGUUUCAUUUGCUCCUUAGCAAUGUCUGAACCCUCAUCUUUAAUUGCCAGGCUGAAACGGUACCGGUGGAUAGUGCCUGCCCACGGUGAGGUGGAACUGAAGGUCCACUUCUCCACCAAAAAGCCAGGGAAGUUUGAGCAGACACUGAGGUUUGAGCUGGUGGAGACAAAGCGCCAGUACAAGCUGCCCUGCAGUGGCACCGGCCUGUACCCCAGCAUCAGCCAGAACCCACGGCUGGUGUUUCCGCAGUGGAGGCAGACCAUGGAGGCAGAUGAAAUCAUCUUCAAGGAAUAUGUUGAGAGCACAAAGCAAUUCCACUUUGGACCUCUGCUGUGUGGGAAAUCAAGAGAGUGGUACAAGGCCCAGAACUGUCCUGGCAACUCGGAGAAUAUAACCAUCCUCAACACCUCCCCUGUGGAUGCAGAGGUCCAGUUCUCCUUUGAGAAUGAUGGGAAAGCAGAGACGUUCCUUUUGUACCCUCCCAGCAUGACACUGAAACCAAAGGAGAAGCAGGAGCUGACCAUUUGGGCAUAUCCCACUUCCCCUGGCUUCCUGGAAGACAAACUCAUCUGCUGCAUUGAGAAGAACCCAGACCCAGUGGUCUUCAGCCUGUGCUGCCAUGGGGUGCACGUGAAGCUGGAGGUCAGCCCCCUGGAGCUGUCUUUUGACCAGCUGCUUCUGCACAGGACUGACAGCAGGACCUUGAUCCUGAAAAACGACACCCUGCUGCCCACGGCCUGGCAGCUCAGUGGGCUGGAUGACCUUGUUGAGGCCUUCUCCUUGUCACAAAAUAACGGCAUCAUGGAUCCCCGCUCAGAGUUUGAAGUGACACUGAAUUUCAAGGCUGAGCAGAUUGGCAUCACUGAGAAGACCCUCCGACUAGAGGUUUCAGAUACAGAAAAUAUCCUGGGGAUUGUUCAGGCUGAAUACAUCAGAAUCUCUGCAGAGGUCUACGAUGUUUCUCUGCAGAUCGACAUGCCUGAAGGUCCAGAUGGAAGCUUGGAAUUUGGAACCAUUAAUGCCCUGGAAAAUGUGAAGAAAGUCCUGACUCUAAAGAACAAAGGGAUAUACAACAUUGGGUACCGUUUCAUGCUGAAGGCUGCAGGUCCCAGGUUGCGAGAUGUAUCAUCCCACUUCACUGUUGAGCCUCAGUCGGGCAAGCUGAUUGCCUCCCAGCCUGGUGUGAAUAUUGAGAUGCUCUUCCACCCCACAAGGGAAAUGUUCCUCAAGAACAAACCCAUCCUGUACUACCAGGUGAUAGAUGUCAGCUCAGGGGAAGGAGGCCAGACUGUUGCCAUCAUCCCAGUGAGGGUGUCGGCGAAAGCUGUGUACAGCAAGUACAGUAUUGAGCCUGCCCCACCCAUCGACUUCGGGGCCAUGAUCAAGGGCUCCAAGAAGACCCAGACUGUCGUGCUGGAGAACAAAGGCAUGCUCAACUUCGAAUUCCACAUCCACCAAGCACCUGAGGAUGAAUCUGCAAGGUACGAGAAGCCCUGCACCACCCUUCCUUUCAAAGCAAGAGGAAUCUUCUCCAUUGGCUACAAGGCUGAAAUCAAACUCCUCACAGGCCUGUUUGUCAGAGAUGAGAACAAAUUCGUCUUCACCAAGGUUCUGGUUGGGCAAGAGGCUGAAGCUCAUUUCAGUAUCUACAGUGCAAGUGGUCUGCCAUGUGACGUGGUCCUCUCCAUCAAACCCCUGCCUGGAAAGGUAAGAACAGGAGGCCAAGGUGAUGGUGGCUGUCUAAGGGCCCUGAAAUCGUUUCUGUGCCUCUCCUGCAGCUCUGUGAAAAUUAAACCCCAAACCUUGACCUUCACCAUCAGUGGGAAGGGGCAUGUGCCACAGGUGACAGUCGUGUGCCCAGGUGCUCGCAGCAAGAGGGGAAAUGCUGUGCUGCGCUUCAAGAGGCUCCAGGUGGGGGAUUCGGAGGUGCUCCCCCUGGUCAUCCGUAACAAUGGCGUCAUACCUGUCAAGGUGAGAACCUGCUCAGGGAAUGCUCUGGUUUGGGAACAAGUGCUUGUGGCACAGGGGAAGGGUCCCAAAAAACAUGUUCCCAGCUGGUUUGAUUUAACUGUUGUGCUAAGGGCUGUUUGUAGUGGGAGAGGAGCUGGGUUCCCGUGCAGGACCAGCAGCACUGUGGUGUCAGUCCCUGUGCCAUCGUGUACUCACACCAGUAUCAUUGUGCUCUGUGUCCCCUUUUCUCAGUUUAUGUUACACCUGGAGGAUGAACACGGAGCAUUCUUCUUGAAAGGCAGGGGCUCCACACUCGAGAGAUUGUGUGCUGAAGAUGUUGUGGAAGAGGACUGUGUUGGAAAUGAGGGCAAGCCCCCAGAGAAGCCUUUCCUGCUUCUGCGUCGUGGGCAAUCGGCACAGUUUGAUGUCAUUUUCAAACCCCCCCUGGCUCAGCGUCUGGAAGGGAAGAUUCGUGUGUUAGUGGCAGACAUCUACUCUGACAAGACCCUGAUAGAGCUGGUGGGUGAAGGCCACAAGGAUGAAUUCACCCUUGAUGGACUAGAGGAAGACAAAGAGGAGAAGAAUGCUAAGAGCAGUCUGAAGAAAGACACCAUUGAUGCUGUCAGAGUGAAUCACAUCCAGUUUGGGGACUGUCCUGUCAGGAAGCCCUGCCGCAGGACCUUCACCAUCACCAACCAUAGCCAGAGGCAGGUCAUGCGCUUUGAGUGGGAGGCACGUGCAGCAUUCCAGUUCUCCCCCAAGAUGGGACACCUCUAUCCUGGCUGUGCCAAGGACAUCACAGUGACCUUGAAAUCAGAUGUCCCAGCCACCUUCAGGAGGUACCUUGUGAAAUGUAAGGUGACCAAGAUCAACUUAGAACUGCCAAGAAGGAAAGUUCAAGACUGGGAUGACCAAAUGUCCAUUGUCAUGUGGAAUGAUACCACCAGGAAAGACCCAAAAGCCACCUGGCCUGAGAAAGAGAAGGUAAGGAGCAAAAUGGCAAAACAAGCCAACCCAGCUUUUACCACCAUAACACCAUCACUGCUGGCUGAGCAGCUCCUGCUUCCUCUGGACAUUGGACAGCCAUGGGGUUCACCAGCAGUGCAUUCUCGGGGAGAGCUGGAUGCACACCCUCCUCUGCAGAUAGUCAAGACAGUCUUGGAACCGGCUUACACUGUGGAGGGGGAGAGCAGCCAGGAGUUCGAGGUGUACCUCAGUGCCUUUGUUGCCUACGCUCAGUUCAAACUGAACACAGUCAUGGUUCAGCUCAAGGAUACCUUGCCCAACCAGACAAGGACAGCCACGUGAGUGCUGGAGGCCAGCAGGGCCCUGUGAGCGGGAGCUGCCUUUGCCAGGGCUGACCCAGUGCCUGCUUCCCAGAACUCUA
Sturnus vulgaris (Common starling) is the source of this 11455-nucleotide messenger RNA. The record is from RefSeq and is a predicted model, not a curated record. Lineage: Eukaryota; Metazoa; Chordata; Aves; Passeriformes; Sturnidae.